Messenger RNA from Trypanosoma rangeli, 927 nucleotides. RefSeq lists its product as uncharacterized. Bases 1 to 927 code for a protein of 308 amino acids. The transcript has a single exon. Lineage: Eukaryota; Euglenozoa; Kinetoplastea; Trypanosomatida; Trypanosomatidae. The record is from RefSeq and is a predicted model, not a curated record.
AUGACACGGUCGGCGGCGCGAACAGCAUUGGAUGGAAACAACGAAGUUGGCGUUGUGGACGCUUCUCUCCCUAAGCGUUUGUUUAAUCUUCUUGAUGCGAAAUCAAAGGAGCGGGUUCUGCGGUUGAUAACGACCUUCCGUGGCUCGACCCUGAUGGAGCAGGAGGCUUUUGCGCAGGAGGUUGGGGCUACCCUGGCAGCAGAAGAGCAGGAGAAGCAGGGGCCAGGGCCACUGACAAGUCGAUUGCUAAGCGGCCCGGCGCUGCAGGUGCGAUCACGUGACUGCAGCUACGUUGCCUUGGCUGAGCCCAAGCUGCAGUUGAAUUCUGCGUCAGAAACAGUCGCCAUGAUCAAAUCUUUAUUGAAGGAGCGGCCGUUAGUGUCUGCCCGUACGGAGCACGCGGGGGACGAGUCAGAGCCACACACAGAAUGUCACAGUCAAUCUACGGCAGGCGCACUGGAUGAUGGGGCUGCUGAUGCCAACUCUCAACAUGAGGUCUCGCCACCCAAAGAAUACAGGGCAGUUGCUGUCGCUAGCGUUGAUGGGGAAGAGAGAGAAAAUGAUUCUCAGGCACCUAGUGUCUUAUUCCGCACUCGCGGUUAUCAAGCGCUGCGCCUGGCCCGUGGGGAAGAGUGCCUUUCUGGCACGGAGGCUGAUACUAGCACAAUGCGUUUGGUGCUGAAUCUCACCGGUAUGCCUCUCGAUGAGGCCGACUUGUGGGAGUGGUUUGAAAUAUUGGAUGUCGCGCGAAACGGCACCAUUGGCGUGGUGCCCUUCCUACAAACCAUCAAGAAUUUAGACCGUGGCUUUGGCCUGACAGAGAAGGCGGAUCAGGAAUUUGCGCGGGAUGUGGAGGCCAUUGCAACGGACGGGCAGCUAACGUUUGAGAAGUUUGCGUAUUUGGUGACGCGUUUUCUCAGACAGUAG